GGGGCUGGUUUAUUCUAAUAACGAAACGUCCAACCCGGAAAAAAAGUCUUCUGUUAUCCGAGUACACAAACAAACAGACAGGAGGGUGAGAGUCAGUCGCACGCGGGCCUCUUGGUGUGGACAGACUGACUCCCAGGACAGCGGUGAUAUGUGAUAUUAGCAGCAUGCCGUACUUUGAUCGGCUCAACCGUGUGUGCGGCUUCCUUGACAUCGAGGAGAAGGAGAACAGCUGCCGCUUCCAGAGGCGAUACUUUAUCCUCGACACGCAGGGAAAUGCUCUGCUCUGGUACAUGGACAACCCUCAGAACCUGCCCAGUGGAGCCAGCUUCGUUGGCAGCCUGAAACUAACCUACAUCUCCAAGGUGAAUGAAGCUACAGCCAAGCAAAAGCCAAAGACAGAGUUCUGCUUUGUCAUUAACGCAGUUUCUCGGCGGUACUUCCUCCAAGCUAACGAUGUGACUGACAUGAGAGAAUGGGUGGCUGCUCUCAACAAGGCCAGCAAGAUCACGGUCCCCAAGUCAUGCCCCGUCCCCCAAAGGUCAGAUGUGACUGCAGUAAUCAGCGACACUCAGGGAGGAAGGAGACAGCAGGCUUACAAGGCGGAGAUCAUCGGUGGAGUGGUGGUGCACACUCCCAUCCAGAAUGAGAGUGAAGACACUGAGGGGCGAGAGAGGAAGAGCAGCAGGCCAGGCAUGCUGAGGUGCGGUUACUGUGUCAAACAGGGAAAUGUGAGGAAGAGCUGGAAGAGGAGGUUUUUCACCCUGGAUGACAAUGCAGUCAGUUACUACAAGUCUGAGACGGAUAAGGAUCCUCUCCGAGCUAUUCCGCUGAGGGACAUUCAGAAGGUCCAUGAAUGUCUUGUCAAGUCAGGGGAACUCCUUCUGAGAGACAACCUGUUUGAGAUCAUCACUAACUCUCGGACCUUCUACAUUCAGACAGACUCUCCAGAGGAGAUGCAUGGCUGGAUCAGGGAUGUUGAGUUGAAGAUCCAGGACUUCAGAGGUCCUCCUAAGGGUUUUCCAUUUAAACGAGCAUCCUCUCUGUAUAGAAGUCACAACUCCUCCUCCUCGUCCCGAGGUCAUCAUAGUGACGAUCGCAGACCUCCUCUGACCAAGUCCUGCUCUGUGAAUCCAGGCUGGCAGCCCUGGAUGCCUGUCCCACCCUGUGAGCCCUCCAUCCUGGACGUAGAGGAUGAAGACAGCCCUUUCAGCUCUGUGCCCACCGUGCCUUCUCUCUCCUCUUCCUCAACCUCUUCCUCCACCUCAUCCUCCUCCAACUCCCUCUCCACCCCGGCUCCUGGCCCUAAUGUUCCUCCCACUGCAUCCACCAGCGGACUAGGGAUCCUCGCAGCAUCAGGAGACGCAGCAUUUGGGAGGCGGAGGCACCGCUCGCAGCCUCAGCCUCACAGCGGCUGCAGCUUCCCCUUCAGCCUGGAUGACGAUGGCAUCCGCACCACCGACGUCUAAAUUAAUGAAGUCUUAUGUGUUGGUACGUCCCUGCUUUAACAUGAAUGUGACUGGUAAUAAUAGUAUAUUAUAAUAGUAUUCCCUGUAAAUGAAGGGACACUGUGACCGCCUGCCCUGAGGCCAUGAUUUGAUUAGGGCCCUCUGCUGGUCAUUUAGCUGCACUGCAGACGAAGGAUGCACCCAGCUGGAAGGGAGAUCGCAGUGUUUGUUGUUCACAAGACUGUGAAGAAGUUUGUUGGUGUUUUUAAAGUGCAACUUCCUCCUAAAACUUGAAUAAUCUUGUUUUUAAUUGUCCCUGCAGACAAAGUAUAGCACAUGCUUUACAUCUAUUGCACCUUACCCAAACCGGAGAUGUUACUCUGUCAUCACUCUCUCUAUCAAAAACAUGUUCUUAAGUCUGAUUUACAAACAAGUGUUUAAAGGCAUUUUAACACAAUAGUAUUCAUCAGUUUCAUAUUCAAGCUUAUGUUCACUCGGCUCUUUUGUAAUUUCUGUUGGCCCCAGCAGCUUUUCCCCCCUUUUCUCUGAGACACACUUCAUAUGAAAAGCCUCACAUCAGCUUACAGUUUACCAGCAUUUUUUAGACUUCCAUGUAUCAGGUGUCUGGGGGAAAGUAUCCAGUUUUCAUUUAAAAAAAAAAAAAAAAAAAAGGUACACACACUCUCUCUUAUACCUGUUGACUGAUGGCUCCUCUGUCGUAGCAGAAAACAUGGAGUCAACAGCAGGUUUCCUGUUUUAGCUUUUAAUAUUUGCCCGAAGAUCAAUUGUCAGUAAACUGUGAGUCCUAUUAGCUCUUAAAGGGUACAAGAAUUGUACAGCAGUGUUUCCAUUUGGUACUUUUUAAUAGUAAGUACGGCAUACAUUAAAGUACAACUGACCAGCUGCUUGACAGCUUUGUAAAUGUGACUUUUUGAAGCGUUAUGUGGGGUAAAUGUGCCACUACUUCUGGUAAUUUAAAUGUAAUUCCACACUUUGCUUUCCACCUUUUUACUUGUGUGUUGUUAUUUUUGACACAGCUCUCAGCAGACAUCACAGCUUCCUCUUAGUUGAUGCCUCAGAUACUUUGUGUUGUUACACUAGUAGUCACUUCAAGACUCCACUGAGGUGGUACCUUGUUCAUUCCUGUUUCUGUUGUCUGGAGCUGUGUGCACUAUUCUGCCCGCAUGCAUUGUUAAUUUUCUUUCUUGUACAUUAAAUGCUGCUUUUUA
Molecule: messenger RNA, 2674 nt
Organism: Labrus bergylta (ballan wrasse)
Lineage: Eukaryota; Metazoa; Chordata; Actinopteri; Labriformes; Labridae
Gene: plekha2
Product: pleckstrin homology domain containing A2
Source: RefSeq, a predicted model, not a curated record